AAUCUCCACGUUAUCUUCGUACAAUUUGUGGGUCUCUUACCAACAAGAACAACCAACCAAGCAUGGCUAUACUACUAUAGAACAACAACUUCACUUCUCAAACUGUCAGAAUAAUAUUUCAUACCUAUCCCAAUCCAAUUAUUCACCCUCUUCCUAUUUCACUCCCUCAUUCUCUCCUCACACAAUCCACACUCAUAACAAAACCCUCCCAAAAAUCAAAAUUGAAAUUAUUAACUUUUUUUUUCUGUUAUUCUUUCUCUCCACCACCAUGGCUACUACCAUAACAGAGCAAGACACCUCAUCACGUGCCCCGCACGUGCUCGAUUACGCCACCACUACAUCUGACGAGGAGACGGAACAGGACGAGGAGGAGGAGCUGGUGCCGGAGGAAAACGGCUUCGGGAACGGCGUACGGUGGUUUCCGGCGGCGAGCGGUUGCGGAGGGCGACGGAGCGGGGGAGGUGCGUUGGGUAGGGUUCUUGACCCGAGGGCGAAGUGGGUCCAGGAAUGGAACAGGGUUUUCCUGCUAGUGUGCGCCGCGGGGCUGUUCGUGGACCCUCUCUUCUUCUACGUGCUCUCCGUCAGCGACUCGUGCAUGUGCGUCUUCGUGGAUGGGUGGCUCGCUGUCACCGUCACGGUGCUGCGCUGCAUGACGGAUGCGCUUCACGUGUGGAACAUGGUUAUAAGGAGCAAGAUGGCGAAACGCACCUUCGGAUUGGGCGCCGCCACCGCUUCCGGCAGAGGAUCUUCAUCCUCCAUCGGACUCAGAGACACCCGACCGUGCUCCGUCGCCAUCGGUUAUCUCAAGUCACGGACCGGAUUCUUUUUUGACCUGUUUGUUAUUCUUCCUCUACCACAGAUUGUGCUUUGGGUGGCAAUCCCCUCCUUGUUGGAGAAAGGUUCUGUUACAUUGGUGAUGACAGUGUUCUUAAUUAUUUUUCUAUUCCAAUACCUUCCCAAAAUUUAUCAUUCGGUUUGCCAUCUGCGACGCACGCAAAACCUCUCUGGCUACAUUUUUGGAACAGUUUGGUGGGGAAUCGCCCUUAACAUGAUCGCAUAUUUUGUUGCUUCUCAUGCAGCAGGGGCGUGCUGGUACUUGCUGGGGAUACAAAGGGCAGCCAAGUGUCUCAAAGUGCAGUGUGCGAAAACAAGUGGUUGUGGCAUGAAAAUCCUGUCUUGUCAAACGCCUAUAUAUUACGGAAGCAACAGUUUGCUAGUUAGGGAUAAGGCAAGGUUGGCUUGGGCAGAGAACAGGGAAGUGAGACACACAUGCCUAAAUGGUCCUGACAGCUACAACUAUGGAGCUUAUAGAUGGACUGUUCAGCUUGUCACAAACGAUAAUCGAUUGGAAAAGAUACUUUUCCCUAUCUUCUGGGGCCUAAUGACUCUCAGCACUUUUGGAAACCUAGAGAGUACAACUGAAUGGCUAGAAGUAGUUUUCAACAUCAUUGUGCUGACCAGUGGCCUUCUUCUUGUCACUAUGUUGAUUGGAAACAUCAAGGUAUUUUUGCACGCAACAACGUCAAAGAAGCAAGCAAUGCAAUUGAAGAUGAGGAAUAUUGAAUGGUGGAUGAGAAAACGACGCUUGCCGCUAGGGUUUAGGCAGCGCGUGCGUAACUAUGAGAGGCAGCGUUGGGCUGCCAUGCGUGGGGUUGAUGAAUUCGAGAUGACUAAAAAUCUCCCUGAGGGAUUAAGAAGAGACAUCAAGUACCAUCUUUGUCUAGACUUGGUGAGACAGGUGCCUCUAUUUCAACACAUGGACGAUCUGGUUCUAGAGAACAUCUGUGACCGUGUGAAGUCUCUGAUAUUCACAAAGGGAGAAACAAUAGCUAGAGAAGGAGACCCAGUUCAGAGAAUGCUAUUUGUAGUAAGGGGUCAUCUUCAAAGCAGCCAAGUCCUAAGGGAUGGUGUGAAGAGUUGUUGCAUGUUAGGUCCAGGAAACUUCAGUGGGGACGAGCUCCUUUCGUGGUGUUUGAGGAGGCCUUUCAUAGAACGCCUUCCGCCGUCUUCAUCCACACUCAUCACGUUGGAAACCACCGAGGCGUUCGGCCUUGAAGCCCAGGACGUGAAGUAUGUGACACAACAUUUCAGGUACACAUUUGUUAAGGAAAAGGUGAAGAGAAGUGCAAGGUAUUACUCACCAGGGUGGAGAACUUGGGCUGCUGUGGCCAUUCAAUUGGCAUGGAGGAGGUACAAGCAUAGGUUGACUUUGACUUCAUUGUCCUUUAUAAGGCCCAGGAGACCUUUGUCACGGUCUUCUUCCAUCGGAGAGGACAAGCUUCGCCUCUACACAGCUUUGUUAACCUCCCCAAAGCCUAAUCAGGAUGAUUUUGACUUUUGAGAACAUGAUAUAUAUGGAUGUGGCACACAGGUGUCGAAUUUUAUUGUUUUGAUUGAUCUUAUUGGUAGAAAAUAAAGAAAAAAUGCAUGCAUUAUUAUUGUU
Molecule: messenger RNA, 2443 nt
Organism: Glycine soja
Lineage: Eukaryota; Viridiplantae; Streptophyta; Magnoliopsida; Fabales; Fabaceae
Product: cyclic nucleotide-gated ion channel 4-like
Exons: 7
Coding region: 269-2341 (690 amino acids)
Source: RefSeq, a predicted model, not a curated record